Molecule: messenger RNA, 4457 nt
Organism: Apodemus sylvaticus (European woodmouse)
Lineage: Eukaryota; Metazoa; Chordata; Mammalia; Rodentia; Muridae
Gene: Zhx2
Product: zinc fingers and homeoboxes 2
Exons: 4
Coding region: 643-3153 (836 amino acids)
Biological process (GO): regulation of transcription by RNA polymerase II
Cellular component (GO): nucleus
Molecular function (GO): DNA binding; DNA-binding transcription factor activity, RNA polymerase II-specific
Source: RefSeq, a predicted model, not a curated record
CGUUACAGAUCAUGUGGGUUUCGGCGUAGAUUCCCCAGUGAUCGAGGCAUUUUCCCCCUUUUUUUUCUUUUUUUCUUUUCUUUUUUUUUCUUUUUCUUUUCUUUUUUCUUUUCUUUUAAAAAUUUCGACCAACCGUUCUCUGUAACGGGGGCUUUUUUUUCUGUCUGUCAGUCUGUCUGUCUGUCUGCCAGUCUGGCUUUCCCCCCCCCACCACCACCACCUCUUUCCCACGGAGCCCGAGUCGGGCGCCGGGUGGGGAGUGGGGAGUGGGUGGGGGGAGCCAGCAGAGUUCCAUUUUGGAACGCCCGUGCCUCGUCUCCGCGUUCCCAGCCCUGGUCCCCGCGUUCGCAGCCCCGGCGCAGGUCUCCAUGCACUGGCUGCUCUGGGAAUCCGGCGGCAAGAUUCCCAGGAUGUAAGGAACUGGCAGCAGACACUGAUAUGAAGCUGCCUGGUUUGCUCAGAGAUUGCUACAGUUACAAUUUUUCUGUGCUGGAAUCCUUCUGAAACACUCAAACAGAAGACGACGUCAGCAUCCAAGGGAAGCCAAAGGCAUCUGAGAGGUAAAGCCAAAAGCCAAGAAUCUCACCGUCCUGUACCUACUUAGCCACUCCACAAAGAAGCCGUCACUCACGGGCAGGCGGCAUGGCAAGCAAACGAAAGUCCACAACUCCGUGCAUGGUUCGGACAUCACAGGUCGUGGAAGAAGAUGUGCUGGAGGAGGCAGACAGGGCCAAAGACAAAGGCACGGGCAUGCCACCGUCCAAUGCACUAAAGGACAGCUGGGCCACAGAACCUGAACACUCAUCCAAAGAAAAUGAAGUGGUAGAGGUGAAAUCUAUAGGGGAGAACCAGUCCAAAAAACUCCAGGGCGGUUAUGAGUGCAAAUACUGCCCGUAUUCCACACAAAAUCUGAACGAGUUCACGGAGCACGUGGACAUGCAGCACCCCAACGUGAUUCUCAACCCCCUCUACGUAUGUGCCGAAUGUAACUUCACAACCAAAAAGUACGACUCCCUGUCCGACCACAACUCCAAGUUCCAUCCGGGGGAGACCAACUUCAAACUGAAACUGAUCAAGCGCAACAACCAGACGGUUCUGGAACAGUCCAUCGAAGCCACCAACCACGUGGUGUCCAUCACUGCCGGUGGUCCUGGCGGGACUGAUAACGACCCUGGGGUCUCCGUAGGAAAAACCCCCACGAUGAAGACAGGAAAGUCAAAGGCAGAUGCCAAGAAAGUGCCCAAGAAACCUGAUGAGGCUGCCCCGGAAAACCACAUGGAAGGGACUGCCCGCCUGGUGACAGACACAGCGGAGAUCCUGUCCAGACUUGGGAGCGUGGAGCUCCUUCAAGAUUCACUGGGACACGUCAUGCCUUCUGUACAGCUGCCACCAAAUAUCAACCUUGUCCCCAAGGUCCCUGUCCCGCUGAAUACUACCAAAUACAACUCUGCCCUGGACACAAACGCCACCAUGAUCAACUCCUUCAACAAGUUCCCUUACCCGACCCAGGCUGAGCUCUCCUGGCUGACGGCGGCUUCCAAACACCCCGAGGAACACAUCCGCAUCUGGUUCGCCACCCAGCGUUUAAAGCACGGUAUCAGCUGGUCCCCAGAGGAGGUGGAGGAGGCCCGAAAGAAGAUGUUUAACGGCACCAUUCAGUCAGUACCCCCGACCAUCACUGUGCUUCCUACUCAGCUGACACCCACAAAAAUGUCACAGCCCAUCCUUCAGACAGCCCUACCGUGCCAGAUCCUCGGCCAGCCCAGCCUGGUGCUGACCCAGGUGACAAGCGGGUCAACUACUGUCUCGUGCUCUCCCAUCACACUUGCCGUGGCUGGAGUGACCAACCAUGGCCAGAAGAGACCUCUGGUGACUCCUCAAGCUGCCCCUGAGCCGAAGCGUCCACACGUCACCCAGGUGCCAGAACCUCCUCCCAAGGUGGCCAAUACCCCGCUCACCCCGGCUAGCGACCGCAAGAAGACCAAGUUACAGAUUGCCCACCUCAAGGCAAGCUUCUUACAGAGUCAGUUCCCUGACGAUGCUGAGGUCUACCGGCUCAUCGAGGUGACAGGCCUGGCCAGGAGUGAGAUCAAGAAGUGGUUCAGUGACCAUCGCUACCGGUGCCAGAAAGGUAUUGUCCACAUCACCAGCGAAUCUCUUGCCAAAGACCAGAUGGCCGUUACUGGCACCCGACAUGGUCGCACCUACCACGUAUACCCAGACUUUGCCCCCCAGAAGUUCAAAGAGAAAAACCAGGGACAGUUGAAAACCCUGGAAGACAGCUUUCUGAAAAGCUCUUUUCCCACCCAGGCAGAAGUAGAGCGGCUGAGGGUAGAGACCAAACUGAGCAGGAGGGAGAUCGACUCCUGGUUCUCAGAGAGGCGGAAGCUUCGAGACAGCAUGGAGCAGGCUGUCUUGGAUUCCAUGGGGUCUGGCAAAAAGGGCUCAGAUGUGGUAGCCCCCAAUGGUGCUCUAUCUCGACUUGAUCAGCUCUCUGGUGCCCAGUUAGCUGGUUCUUUGCCCAGUCCUUCAUCAGCAAUUGUACAAAAUCAAGAACAGGUUCACCUGCUCAGGAGCACAUUCGCGAGAACCCAGUGGCCCACUCCUCAGGAGUACGACCAGUUAGCUGCCAAGACCGGCCUGGUCCGAACUGAGAUUGUGCGCUGGUUCAAGGAGAACAGAUGCUUACUAAAAACUGGAACGUUGAGCUGGCUGGAGCAAUACCAGCGGCAUCACCUGUCAGAUGACCGUGGCCAUGAUGCCCUAUCAAGAAAAGCGGCAAAACAAGUUGCUGAGAGCCCAAAGAACGGAAGUGAGGUGGCUCACCAGUAUGCCAAGGACCCCAAAGCACUCUGUGAGGAGGACUCCGAGAAGCUGGUCCCGAGGAUGAAAGUGGGUGGUGAUCCAGCCAAGGACUGUUUAGCAGGCAAGCCCCCAGAGGCCGCCUCAGACAGAUCAGAGGGCAGCCGAGACGGCCAGGGCAGCGAGGAGAACGAGGAGUCAGGCAUCGUGGACUUUGUGGAAGUGACCGUUGGCGAGGAGGACGCCAUCUCGGAGAAGUGGGGCAGCUGGAGUCAGAGAGUGGCAGAAGGCACAGCGGAGCGGGCCGACUCCGACUCCGACAGCACCCCGGCGGAGGCUGGCCAAGCCUAGACAGGGCAGCUACCAACAAAGGAGAUGCUCUGUCUUUGAAGAAAGAAGAAAGCCCCGCCCCAGAGGCCGUGGGCCACUUCACCACCAGCGACUGACUCUGACUCUGAGCAGAAGUGCUUCCGCGGUGCCUGGCGACCACAGGAAAUCCGGAGCUCUCAAUGUCCCUCCCAGAGGCUGGGUGGGAAUUGUUCAUAGUGCCAAAGUCCUACUACUGCGUUUUCAAUGGGUCCCUGUACAUAGCCUUUGCCUUUGCUCCGGCCCCGCCUCUUGCUAUACUGGAACUGAUUUAUACAAUGUGGGAAUUUUGUUACCUUUUUAAUAGAGGGCAUCUUCCUUUUCCAGCACUUCUGUGGUAAGGCAUUUGUGUGUGUGUGUGUGUGUGUGUGUGUGUGUGUGUGUGUGUGUGUGGUUUUUUUCUUAACCCCCCCCCCAGAAAGGAGGGCUAACCACAUUGCAUUUCUUUUCUCUUCCUUCCUUUCACUUUAUUAAUGAGGGGGAGGGAGCGUUAGCAUAAGUACCACUGUAUCUACUGGAUUUUAGGUAGGACGAAUUUCUUCUUUAAGGUAGUUUGACAUUUGGGAGAUGUCUUGGUGGGAAGGGCUGAGGUUGGUCCCCUGGCUCAAAGUGGAAUGGGCUCAAAGUAGAAUAGCCUUCUGCCUCAGUCCCUUCCCAGUUCCCCAGCUGCCUUUCGGGGACCCAGCCUCAGCCCUACACCAUGAGGUGGGGCUGGCUUCUCAACUGCUUUGGAUAAUUGGGGAACAGGUGGCUGCCCUCUUUACAAAUCUUUUAAAAAUACCAGCAGAAAGGGGUCCCAUGGCGGACGACGCCACCAUUACUAUUGGAAAAUGAAGAGAGUGGUCUCCCUGGCUAGAGGGUACCAAGGUAAACAAACAUCUCCGCUUUUCCUUUCUCUUCUCACCGCCUUUUCUUGGUGUGGCUUUUGACAAGAUUUCAGCUCAAAGCCUCACCAUGGAUUGAUUUUUUUGGUCGUUGGUGGUGUGUGUGUGUGUGUGUGUGUGUGUGUGUGUGUGUGUGUUGGGCCAAUUUUAGAUACCUGAGUGCACUUUUUUUUAGUUAGUCCUAGCUUUUAAGAAAGAAAGCCAAGAGACAUAUCUCGUGUCAGUGUCGAGACAUGAAUUCUGUUUUCUGUCCUUGUCCCUCUCCCACUCCGCAGACCCUUGACCCCACUUGAGUACGCUGCACAAAUUAAAACGCUAGGGAGUUUGAAUAAAAGCAGUUUUUCUAACUUGUUGCUCAUUUGUUGUAACUCAAUAAAGCAAAGACUAACCGUUUUUAUAACCUUC